Zonotrichia leucophrys gambelii is the source of this 9507-nucleotide messenger RNA. RefSeq names its product vascular endothelial growth factor receptor kdr-like. The record is from RefSeq and is a predicted model, not a curated record. Gene Ontology annotation, biological process: positive regulation of kinase activity; protein phosphorylation; multicellular organism development. Gene Ontology annotation, cellular component: plasma membrane; signaling receptor complex. The coding region runs from base 579 to 4511 and encodes 1310 amino acids. NCBI's taxonomy places the organism in Eukaryota, Metazoa, Chordata, Aves, Passeriformes, Passerellidae. Gene Ontology annotation, molecular function: ATP binding; growth factor binding; vascular endothelial growth factor receptor activity. The transcript is spliced from 30 exons.
GCAUCAAACUUCCCUGCGAAAGGCUCGGCGAGGGGAGGGGGACAGGCAGAGCCCGAGCCGGCCAUGCCCCGGCCCCGCCGCCCCGGGCAGGUGCCCCCGGGCAGGUAGAGCCAGCCGGGCUCCUGUCCUGCCGGGCCGUCUGUCCUUCCAUCGGCACCUGCACCUCCCUGCAGAGCCCAGCUCACAGCAGCCUCUGCCACCUUAUUUAUCCAAGCUCCGCCGCCAGCAGCAGCGAGUGCGGGAAAGUUUUUGCCAAACUUUUUGUGGUGUUUUUGCUUCGCUUUCUCACCCCUCUGCGCCAGCCAGGAGGCUCCUGAGGUUCCCCCCGGACACCGCCGGGAUUGGAGAAACGGGGGGGAAGAGGAAUAAGGGGGUGAAGGAAAAAACCCAGAACCUCGGGAAGAAGAAGGGAAGGCGAACACAGCCCGCAGCCCCAGGAUGAAGCGGUGAAUGGUAACUGCGAUCAACAAGUGGGAAACCCUGCGCGCCUCGUCCUGCCCGUGCCUUCCCCGAACUCCUCGCAGCGAAGGAAGGAAAACUUCUCCGAGGGGCUCGGCUGCCUCGGGACCGGCCCCGGGAUGCUGCCCCGGGCCCUGCUGGCCGUGUGUGCCCUGCAGGGGCUGCUGCUGCUGCACGGCCUCGCUGAGGAAGAGCUUCUUCAAAAACCAAGGCUGAGCAUUUCCAAGGACCAAAUCGUCAUCUCACCAGGAGACACCCUAAAAAUAAAAUGCUGGGGAGCCCCGUCGGUGAGCUGGCAGCUGAGGGAGGACAGCCCGCGGGUGCACGUGAGCGGCUGCCGCGACGCGCCCGGGCUGGGCUGCAGCCAGCUCGUCCUCAGGAGAGCCACGGCCAACGACACCGGCUACCUCAGCUGUGCCCCCAGCAGCACCCCCGAGCACCAGGGGCUCGUGGCCAGCAUCUAUGUCUUUGUCCAAGACUACAGGAAUCCAUUUGUGGAGAUGCACCCAGAACACCCUGACAUCAUCUACAUCACAGAUGAUAAGAAAACAGUGGUGAUCCCCUGCCGGGUCACCUCCCCAGACAUCAAACCCAAGCUCAUCCAGUACCCUUCUUCUGCAGAGAUCAACUUCAAGAAGAUGGUGUGGGACCCCAGGAGAGGCUUUGUCAUCCCCUCCCACUCCUUUGUGCCCUCUGGGAUGCUCACAUGCUCAGCCCAUGUCAAUGGCAGCGUCUUCAACUCCUACUACAUGGCCCAGAGACUGGAGGGCAGAAUACAGAACCUGGCUCUGAAGGCAAGUGCCAGAAAGCUGCUGGUUGGAGAAACUCUCAAGCUGGAGUGCAAAGCAGAGACCUUCAUCAACGGGCGCAUCGAGUUCAUCUGGACGUGUCCCCGUGGCACACACCCCCACCCCAGGAGAACAAUGGACCAGAGUGAUGUGGUGUACAAAGCUGGCAGCAGCCUGGUAAUUGAAAAUGUCACCAUGGAAGAUGGGGGCCUGUACAUCUGCAGGACAUUCAAUGCCACCAGGCUGGAGGCCAAUGUCACUGUCACCGUGUAUGAAAAACCCUACAUCACGGUCUCACACAAGAAAGGGCCUUACUACGAGAUCACCUCAGGACACAAGUCCCUGAAGCUGGCUGCCAAGGUGGACGCCUUUCCUCGGCCCACUGUCACCUGGUACAAGGAUGGCAAACUGAUCAAGGACAACCACACCUGCUAUGAGCCAGAUCCACUGAAAUACAGACUGGGAAUACGAGAUGUGAGACCAAAACAUGCUGGGAACUACACCAUGGUCCUGAGCAACCCCAAGUACGGCCUCUACAAGAACCUCACCAUGCAGCUGGUGGUGACAGAGAGACCCAAGAUCUAUGAAAAGGAAACAGAUUUUCAUAAGGUUGUGAAGGUGGAAUUGAGAAGCAAACACAAAAUCCAGUGCACAGCAAGUGGGAAUCCUGAGCCAAGGAUUGAGUGGAAGUGGCAGCCCUGCAGCCUCACAGGCACCCUGUGCAAUCCUGAGGGGCCAAAACUUGUGGUUUCAGAGAACACAGUCAUAGGAAACAAGAUCAGGAGCAUUGAGAACAUCCCCAUGAGGCAGGGGGAUAAACCAAAGGUGGUGAGCACCCUCAGCAUGGAGGACAGCAGUGCCUCGGGGGUCUAUUACUGCGUGGCUGCCAACAAGGUGGGCGAGGAGGAGCGGAGCAUCGCCUUCUACGUGUCAGAUGUGCCCUCUGGGUUGCAAACACCCUCCCAAGUCACAGCCAUCGUGGGCAAUGACGUCCAGCUGACCUGCCGGGCCUCCAAGUACAUCUACACCCACCUGGCCUGGUACUACCCCUCCUCAGAGGCAGCUCCCAGCCACUCUGUGGUCAGGAAAAUGGACAAAUAUUCCAUCUCUUUGACCCUGCUGAUUCCCAAUGUCACGAGGGAGCAGAGUGGCCUCUACAAGUGCCGAGCCCAGAACGAGCAGAACAGCACGGACACGCUGGAGCAGCACAGCCAGCUCCUGGUCAGAGCGAAGGCGGCGCCGGUCGUGAUCCAGAACCUCACGGACCUGGAGGUCAACAUCAGCGGCAAGAUCCUGCUGGAGUGCAAGGUCAGUGGGACCCCAGAGCCCCAGGUCACCUGGAGGAAGAAUGGCUACCCCAUCUCAGCAGCAUCAGGAAUUUCCAUAGAAAACAACACGCUGGUGAUUGAGAGAGUGAAGAAGGACGACGAGGGGCUCUACGAGUGCCGGGCCUCCAACGAGCUGGGCCAGGACAGCACAUCAGCCUUCAUCAAAAUCCAGGGUUCUGAGGAGAAAUCCAACAUUGAGGUGAUCAUCCUGGUGUGCACAGGGCUGGCUGCCACGCUCUUCUGGCUGCUGCUGACCCUCUUCAUCCGCAAACUGAGAAAGCCCGAUGCCACAGACAUUAAAACAGGAUACCUGUCAAUUAUCAUGGACCCCGAGGAGAUGCCCCUGGACGAGCAGUGUGAGCGCCUGCCCUACGACAGCAGCAAAUGGGAGUUCCCCAGGGACAGGCUGCGCCUGGGUAAAACUCUGGGUCAUGGUGCUUUUGGGAAGGUGGUGGAGGCGUCUGCUUUUGGCAUUGAUAAAUCUUCAACCUGCAAAACAGUUGCCGUAAAAAUGCUGAAAGCAGAAUGUGCAACUACUAAUGAAUGCAAGGCUCUAAUGUCUGAGCUGAAGAUCCUCAUUCAUAUAGGACAUCACCUGAAUGUGGUCAACCUGCUGGGAGCCUGCACCAAAGCUGGAGGUCCUUUAAUGGUCAUAGUGGAAUAUUGCAAAUAUGGAAAUCUGUCCAACUAUCUCAGAGGGAAAAGAGGAGAUUUCAUUGCAUACAAGUCCCAGGAAAACUCUGACCAAGCAGAGAAGAGUCUGGAUGAGUCCAACAGUGACUUGACUGAACUCAUCAAGAGGCGCCUCGAGAGUGUGGCCAGCACAGGCAGCUCUGCCAGCUCAGGAUUCAUUGAAGAUAAGAGUUACAGUGACUCAGAAGAUGAUGAAGAAGAUGCUGAGGAUCUGUACAAGAGGCCCUUGACUCUGGAGGAUCUGAUUUGCUACAGCUUCCAGGUGGCAAAAGGCAUGGAGUUCCUCGCCUCCCGAAAAUGCAUCCAUCGGGACCUGGCAGCCAGGAACAUCCUCCUGUCCGAGAACAACGUGGUCAAGAUCUGCGACUUCGGCCUCGCCAGGGACAUCUACAAAGACCCCGACUACGUACGGAAGGGAGAUGCACGGCUUCCCCUCAAGUGGAUGGCUCCAGAAGCUAUUUUUGACAAAAUUUACACCACGCAGAGCGAUGUGUGGUCUUUUGGAGUGCUGCUGUGGGAAAUAUUUUCUCUAGGUGCCUCUCCAUACCCUGGGGUGCAGAUAGAUGAGGAUUUCUGCCGGCGCCUCAAGGAGGGGACCCGGAUGAGAUCUCCAGAAUAUUCCACUCCUGAAGUCUACCAGACCAUGCUGGACUGCUGGCACGGGGUGCCCACAGAGAGGCCGACGUUCACCGAGCUGGUGGAGCGCCUGGGGGAUCUCCUGCAGGCCAAUGUGCAGCAGGAUGGCAAAGACUACAUUCCACUGAACAUCACCUUGUGUCCUGAUGGAGAAUCCAACUCCAAAACCUGCCCUGUGGAAGAAAACCUGAAUAAUGGAGUGAAUCGCUGGAGUGCAGUAGAAACUGGAAACAACAGCAAGAAGAGACCCCUGAGUGUGAAGACGUUUGAUGAGGUGCCAGUGGAAAAGGAGAAAGUGAUGCAUGAGGAGUCUGACAGUGGCAUGGUGCUGACCUCAGAGGAGAUAAAAAGCCCCAAGAGGUUGGAGAUCCGUUCCUGGCCCUAUGGGAUCAUGGCUCUGGCGAGGAGAGCUGUGAGCAGGAGCAAGGAAUCCAUCCUGGCUGACCACGACAGUGUCAAGUACCAGCCAGCAGUGCAGGUGGAAGAGGACACCAUGGAGUUCCCCCUGGAGGACUCUGUGCUGCUGCCCAUGGAGCCCAGCCUGGAGUGCCACAGCCCUCCCCCAGACUACAACUCUGUCAUGCACUACUCAGCCCCCCCGGUGUAGGCAGUGCCCCAGGGCUGAGCUCAGCCCUGCCAGGCUCUGCUGUGCCCAGGGAGCCUGGGGGGCACAGGAGGGAGCUCUGCUGGGGUAAUGCUUCACACGUUUCUUCUGGCACAUCUCAGAUGGGAUUAGAAACAAUUUCAGAGCAUCUUCUCUCUUCUCUUUAAAGGCCUGUUGCAAGAUCUGCAGUGAAUUAAUGACACUGUCUGUCAGAAUCAUAGCAGGAGCUGUAACCCUGAACUGCUGCCACUCCUCCCCCUGGCUGGGGCUGUUCCUUGGCACUGCCACACCCACAGGUUCCUGCAUCCCCACUUCACCCCAUGCCAAGCUGGUUGGGAACAUAAGAUUCAAGCUGCUGGCCCUGACACAUCCUGCAGGAUUGGUUAGGCCAGUGCUCCAAGGGAUCUGUUGAAAACAGCAGCAGCCACAUGAAUGUUUUGGGCUUGAAGAAAAGCUGAAACACCCUUCCUAACUUGGGAUUUCACCUCCUGUAAAUAUUUCUGAAAUAUUUUGCAAUCCAAGGUAUUUUGGUUGCAAUUUGGAUUUAGUCAUUUCCACUGCCCAGAGGAAACACUGCUGAAGAUGGCAUGGCCCAGAGCAGGCUGGUAGUGCCCGUGUGUCACCUCUUUGGGCAGCAGGGCACACAGUGUGGUUAAACCUGAGCCCCUGGGCUCUCCCCUUGUUCCAACAGCAGUUUAUUCUGCAGACAUGCAAUAGGGAACCUUGCUGGAGAUGCUCUGUAAUGGUUGCAAGGCAAAAUCACUGCCUUAAGCAAGAACCUUCUCAACUCAAACAGAACUUCCCAGCUCACACACACCUUUGUGUGAAUGUGCAGAAAACUCUCAUUACCAGCACAAGAGUUACACAAAAACUCACACACACCCUGGAGGCACCAGCAGGGCAGCAGCAUUUUUAUGUUUCCUUUCUGCACACAGAGUAUUUACUAAAACAACACACAAAACAGAAAACAGCAUUUCCUCUGGAUUCUGUGGGGGUGCCCAAGGGUUUGGCCCUGGGGAUACUCUCCCUGUUAAGCUGCAAGCCCAUGUGACACACAGUUCUCUCUGUCUUGCCAGGGUAAAUACUGGUAUCAAAUGCAAAGCCCUUCCUGGUUCAGGGUAAUUCAAAGCUGUUGUUGCAGCAGGACUGAAAGGAUCACAAAUUCUCCCAUGUGAGACACUGACAGUGGGUUUGCCCCUGCCCCAGAGCUGGGGGUGGCAGGGACAGUUACAAGUGUGCCCAGGUGCCCUGUGUGCCCUGUGCAUCAUCACAGCAGCCUCACAAAUCAGCAAAUCAUCCUUAGCCUUUCAUGUGCUCUGUAACAAUCAGAGUUGGCUUUAAAAUUUAGGAAGGGAAAGGUCUCCAGGUUGCAAGGAGAAAAAACCAGGAUGAGCAAGAUGUUCACUGACAGUGAGGGCUGUAACCUCCUGAGUUACAAACUGAUCUAUAAAUGACUCCCUGCACAGCUUCCUCCAAGCUCUGCACAACCCUUUCCUUUUCUCCCUUGAUUUGACUUCUUCAGUGGAAAAAGAAUUUUUUUUCAUGAUUCAGACUAGAGGAGGAUGAAAUCCAAGCCUUGCAAAAUGAUGCUGUUACCUUGGCAAAGACAGCUGCACGCCCUCACAGCAGCCAAGGAAGUUUUCUGGAUGAGUGCUUGCAGUGGGCUGUGCUGAAGGAAUCACAAACAAGCCUCAGGUAUUAUCAAAGGGGAAAACAAAUCUCCAAACCCACCCCAUGUUAACUGUGAACUCUCAAGCAUCUGAAGGAUGGGCUCUGGGGAACUGCACUGCUUCUUCUCCUUGACUUCAGAGUCCCUUAGAAAUCACCUGCAGUCCCUCCAGAACCCCUGCUCAUAGUGCACCUGCUAGAUAGGUGUGGGCUUUAGUUGCUUUAUGGUCAUUUUGCACUGCUUUGUAUUUUAGUACCUAUGUAUUACAUAGAGCUGGUCAGAGAAGAGAAGAAACUACUGGGAAAGAAUUCUGAUGAGCCCCAGGAAGCUCACUGGAUUGGUUUUCCAUCAAACACUGUUAGCUAUCUAUAGCUCUGAUCAAUCAGCUGGUUGAUCAAUCAAUCAGUUCUUGUGGAAAUAAAUGACUGAUGAGCAAAGGAAGAGAAGGUGCAGCCUGUGUGUGGCUCUGCUGUGUUGAUGCCUCAGCUGGAGAUGUUUGUCACUGCACCUUGGGCUGGAGGAUGAGAAAACAGCGCUGAAAAACCUUCACUGAGGAACUCUGAAAUGCAGGAACCAAACCUGCAGGUGUGCUCUGUGUUUUGAGGUGCAUGGGAAGCUCUGCUCUGCUGGGGGAGCUGAGCACGGGGCCUCCCCUUUCCCCUCUCUGCAGGAUGAGCUGCAGGGCAGAGGCACAGGAGCACAUGUGGGGAGCCCUUCUGGCUCUCAGUGACACCCACCAGCCCUUCUGUGCCACCUGAGGUGGUGGCACGGGCACAGCUCCAUGCUCCAGCUGGUUACAGCCCAGGUUGCACUGACAGCCCCACUGAGGGCUCCCCUGAGCACAUCAGUAAUGGAAGGGACUGACUGAUGUUUGGGCAGCUGUUUCCAAUGUUGUUUCAUGGAAGAUUUUUUUCCUCCUUAUAGUAAAUGUAACAAGCAAAAGUAUUGCCUGAAAAGUAUUAUUGAACAUAUUCUAUUUUAUUUACUAAUAUUUUGUUUGUCCUUCUCUUGCCUCCCUUAAUUUAAUUAUUGUUAUCUUCUUCCAGUGAUGUAUAUAGUGUACCCUGUAGCAACAAAUAUAGUAUUUCAUUUAUAUGGUAAAAUUUGUAACAUUUUAGUCCAAAAAGAAAGAACUACCCAGAUGUAACAGAGUUAAGUAUUGUACUAAACAUUUCACUAAUGCUUGCAGGCCAGGCUCCAGUUUACAGUGCCCCAUAGUGCCAUGGCACAGCAGCUCUCUUGGCUGGGAGUGCCUCUGCCUCUCACUUCUUCUCCAUUUAUUUAGUUUCAGUUAGGAAACAGGAAUCUGGAGGAAUUUGGCAGGUUUAUCUCAUUCCUGGAGGUGUCACCAUGUGCAGCAUGUGUUAAAGGUGAGGGAUUCCCACUGCCUGGGUUUUAAUUGGAGGCUGGUGGAUUGGCUAGAGGAUCAGAAGGGGUAAAUUGUUUAAAUGAUGUGAUGUUUAUUAUUUUUUCAGACUUCUCAGGGAUUCUUACUCGACUCCUGUCUGCCAGCUGCUUUCUCUAACCUGAGCUCAGUGGGAUCUGUAUUAACAUGUACCUUUGUUCCUUUGAUGGUGCUCACUCCUCCUGCUUUUGUGCUCCUGGAGGCCCAGAGAAUCAGGGCCAAGGAACUUGGAGCUCUCCAUGGAAUUUUGUUUUCUCUUCUCCAACAAUCACCUCCCACCAGUUGUCCAAGUGCCUUCACCUGCAUGUUCUUGUUCAGGCUGGUGUUGUAACAAUCUCCUGUCUCCCCUUUUCUAUUUUUCAUCUGUUUCCUGUUAUUUGCUCUCCCAGUCCCCUUGGAUUGCUUUGCUCUGCCUUUUCCCUAAGAUCAGGUGUAGGAUCAUUUCACUGCUGUUUAUCCUGUGCUUGCAGAGGCUGAACUAGAUAACCUAAAGUGAGAUUUUCACAUUAAACCCUCUAUAUAUAGCCAAGGAAAAUUAGUUUGUAUUAGUUUGUCUGGAAGUUUUUUGUGUCCUUCCCUGAAUAGGAGAAGCUUUUUAAUCUACUGAUUUUUCAAUAUUGGUGUCUGGAGCAAAAUGAAGGCUGGUGACUGUGUGAAUGUGAUCUUUCCCAGAGUGCUUUUCCUCAAACAAUGAGGUUUCUGUAAGGUUCUCCCCACAAGAAGGGGAUCCCCAGCAAGGUGUAUCCCAAGUAUCUGCUUGGGAUGUCAAGGGAAUCAGAUAAAACUCAGAGUCUGAGUAGUGGUGUCAAACAAACCCCUGAGUGCUGUGGGUGCACACAGCAGGGCUCUGCUGACACCCCAGGGACACAAAGCCUCCCUCCCUCACCUGCCUGGGCACCCCAGGGCACCCCAGAGCACCCAGGGGUUCCUGUCACUGGCUUUGCUCUGUGCUCCCUGCAGGAAUCUCAGCUGCCGUGCAAGCCUGCAGCUGGGUCCUGAUGUGUCCCCUCACUUAUCCUUCAUGUCCUGCCUCACUCUGCAGAUUCCAUCUGGAUGGGGAUGUGGGCUGGGCUCCAGGAUCCCUAAAUCCCACCAGCACCAAGGGGACACACCAGCAACUGCUGCAAACAGUUCCUGUAGCAAAUAGCUACAGAGCAAGAUAAGCAUUAUCAGGUUUCCCUGAACACAGGAAUUGCUCAGGGUCAGAAUCACACUCACAGAUCAGCCUAGAGGUUUUUCUUUAUCAUACAGUGAAUUAAAACCGCCAAAAGGCAGCAAUAAUUCUUUUUUUCCUCCCUGGAAAUGUCAUGGCCAAACAUUGAGAUCCAUUUUCCUGGGUUUUUACUACCCCACAAAAGAACAGAAAGAAUUUUGCCAAUGUCACAGCACCAGCACCAUCUUACACAAGUGAAAUUCAGGGAGGAGUUUGGGAUUUGGGCCUCUCAGGAGUCAGGCAGUACAGGGGACUGUGGAGGUGCUGAGCCCAAGCACUGGUGGUUUCUUUGACAUUGUUAUUUCCAUUUCUGUGAACAUAGAAUGGAAAACCUGCUGGCCUGGGUCAGCUGGGACCACAAAAAUGACAGGGAGAACAAUGUGGGAUGCACUGAGCACUGUCCUGUUCUCCUGGUAGCACUAAAUUCAUUUUUCCUUAGACCUUGAGUUGUCAAAGCAGCCACUGAAAACUGGGAAAAAACAGAAACUUGGGACCUACAGAAAUAAACGAAGGAAAACUGGGGAAAGCCAGGAACUUGGGACUUACAGAAAUAAACCAAGUGCCAUGUUCAAACCACCAAGGAAUGUUUGUCUGCCAUGUUCCUGUCUGCCUGAAGAAUGUAUGCACUGAAAACAACGCUUUCUUAUGUAGUCAAAAAUUGUACUGUAUCUAUUAACCAAAAAAAUAAAAAAGAUUCUAUAUUUAUACAGCC